GGAGUGUGUUUGCCAGCGCCGACAAAGCGCGCCAGGACACUGAUAGGGUAGGCGAGGUCGGGGCGAGUGCACAUCAUGGCGUACAUCAGGGACCCGACCAGCUCAGCGUAAGGACUGGUGGAGGAACCGUGGGUGGUUGUCGGCGAGAGCUGGUGGCCGACUUGGAGGGGUGUGGAGACGGGUUUGGCCGUGGCCAUCUCGAAGCGUUCAAGGACCUUCUCGAGGUAGAAUGCCUGAGAGAGGGAGAUGGUCCUGGCCGGCGGGGUACGUCGAUGAAGGUGCCGUUGCGGACAAAGGCCUCGUUCUCUUUGAGGACUGCCUUGCCCCAAUGAGGGUGGUCGGGGCAUGUCAUAGCUUCGUGAUAAUCUCCCGGCUCGAAGAUGAUGGGCGCACCGGAGAAGACCAGUACCGGAGCGCCGGUCAUGCUGAAGGCGACUGCUUGGGUGUUGGAGAAGAGGUGGAGGCGAAGAAAUUCACCAUGGGAGUUAGUGAGGAGGACGGCGUGGAGAAGAGCAUAACCCCAGAGAGAAGGCGGGCAGGAGGCGUGAACGAGAAGACACCUGGCGGUCUUUGUAACUUCUCGAACACGAGCUUCUGCCACGCCAUUCUGCUGAGGGGAGUGAGGGAGGGUGUAAGUGUGGUGAAUACCAUGGGUGGAGAAAUAGGAAGAGAGAUGGUGAUUGAGGAAUUCACCGCCGCCAUCGGAAUGGAAGCGGCGAACGGGACGACCGAAGUGGGUGCGCGCCUGCUCGGCCCAGGCGAUGAUAAAGGCCGAUGCUUCGGCCUUCGUGCGAAGGAGGGAGACCGAGGUGUAUCUGGGUGGCGUGGCCGGGGUAGAUUGUUGUGACCCCGGCCCGUUGAAGUGCACCUUGGGAGACGAGGUUAGUGCGAAGGGAGGGGACAUGGAAGCCAGUUACUGAAC
This is a messenger RNA of Closterium sp. NIES-67, 922 nucleotides long. NCBI's taxonomy places the organism in Eukaryota, Viridiplantae, Streptophyta, Zygnematophyceae, Desmidiales, Closteriaceae. The record is from the annotation of a GenBank genome assembly.